CGAGUGUAAACAGCAACAGCGCAGCACUGGUCAACGGUGGAGGAGGCGACAGCGUAACAACACCGAAAACUGCAGGUACCAGUGGGAAGUCGAGCAACAAAAACGUAGAGAAUGCACAACAACAUCCGCAUAAUCACCAACAACAACAACAGCACAACCAUCACCCCCACCACCACCAUCGUGUUGGCCAUCACUCGCAUUCGCAUGCUCAUCAUCGACAACACGCCAUCCCGCUGACUGUUGAGCCAGCCGCACCUUUGGAGCAGACAGAGAAACUCGAAAUCAAAUUAGAGGAAUCGCCACAGCAUCGGGAACUGCAAUUAAGCCUGUUGCGCGCUGCCAGCAAUCAUAGUCCACUGCACUUUAGCGACAUGGAUUUCGAAAGCAAAUUGGCCGCCUCGAAAAUAUCGAAUGCGCUACUCAGUGCCAAAUUGAAUGUGGAUAGAACGGAUGCAGCUGGAAGACGAAAUGGUAGUAGCCUCGAGAAAGAGUUGCAAAAAGCAACGAGUACAGCAGCAAAGACAAGCGAAGAAAACCAGCUAAAGGUGGAGAAAGAAAGUGGGGCAGAUAUGGCAAAAGAAGAGAUGGUGAUGGAACAGGAAACAGAUGUAAAGUCGCCAAUUAUCGAUGAACAUGAUUACGAAGAGCAUGAGGAGGACAAGGAUGCAGAGAUGCGCGAUGUUGAAAAUUAA
Molecule: messenger RNA, 692 nt
Organism: Rhagoletis pomonella (apple maggot)
Lineage: Eukaryota; Metazoa; Arthropoda; Insecta; Diptera; Tephritidae
Product: lateral signaling target protein 2 homolog
Exons: 1
Source: RefSeq, a predicted model, not a curated record